This is a messenger RNA of Mycena indigotica, 1287 nucleotides long. RefSeq names its product Carbamoyl-phosphate synthase. The transcript is spliced from 4 exons. Lineage: Eukaryota; Fungi; Basidiomycota; Agaricomycetes; Agaricales; Mycenaceae. Gene Ontology annotation, molecular function: carbamoyl-phosphate synthase (glutamine-hydrolyzing) activity. The coding region runs from base 1 to 1287 and encodes 428 amino acids. Gene Ontology annotation, cellular component: cytoplasm; carbamoyl-phosphate synthase complex. The record is from RefSeq and is a predicted model, not a curated record. Gene Ontology annotation, biological process: L-glutamine metabolic process; L-arginine biosynthetic process; 'de novo' pyrimidine nucleobase biosynthetic process.
AUGUUCUUUCGAAACGCUCUAUUUAUUCCCCGUUUCUCUCGUGGGUUGGCGAGCCAUAGCGGACCUUUGGCUGCUAUCCCCGCUACCCUCCAUCUCAAAACUGGCCAGUCAUUCAUUGGUCGCUCGUUCGGUGCUCCCAAAAGCAUCUACGGCGAGACUGUGUUCUCCACCUCGAUCACGUCAUAUACUGAGUCGAUGACGGAUCCUUCGUAUCGUGGCCAAAUCCUUGUUUUCACAACGCCUCUCAUCGGAAAUUACGGUGUUCCCCUCAACCAAGCUCCAAUUGAUUCCCAGGACGUUGGAGUGGUGCUGGAAUCCCAACGAAUUCAGUGUGCCGCUGUUAUUGUUGCCGAUGUCGCGGAGAAGUUCUCCCACCACACCGCUGUUGAGUCUCUUGCUGCUUGGUGUCGGCGUCACGAUAUUCCGGGCAUUACUGGUGUCGAUACACGAGCAAUCACUCGCUUAUUACGUGAUCAGGGCACGACUCUUGGUCGCAUUGCGGUCGGUGAUGAUGUCUUAGCUCCACCACCCCAAGCUGAAGAGUACUGGGACCCGUCGAAGGAAAACCUCGUUGACCAAAUUUCGACGAAGGAGCCAUAUCAACUGAACUCUAAUGGCUCUAUCAAGAUCGCCGUGCUCGAUUUCGGUGCCAAGGCGAACAUUUUGCGCUCACUCGUCCGCCGUGAUGCUGCUGUUACCGUUUUACCUUGGAACUACGACUUCAAUUCCAUACGCGACCAAUUCGAUGGUCUUUUCCUUACGAAUGGACCAGGUGAUCCAGGACAUUGCAUGGAAGCUGCUCUCAAGCUCCGUAAGACGCUCGCAGAAUGGGACAGGCCUGUUUUCGGUAUCUGCAUGGGUCACCAAAUCAUUGGAAUGGCUGCCGGACUAGAUGCGUAUCGUAUGACUUUUGGCAAUCGUGGUCAUAACCAGCCCGUUCUUGCGCUUGCUUCUGCUGGCUCAAUUACUGCCGGCAGGGUGUAUGUUACGAGCCAAAACCACCAAUAUGCGCUGCAACUUCAAGACCCUUUCCCGCAUGGAUGGGAACCCUUCUUCAUCAAUUGCAACGAUUCUUCGGUGGAAGGCAUCAAGUCCACAAUUGAUUCAGGCAAGAAGGUGUGGGGCGUGCAGUUCCACCCAGAGAGUGCUGGAGGUCCGCUUGAUACGAUUGAGAUGUUUACUGACUUCAUCUCGGAAUGUCGGAGUCAUAAAGAAUCAAUCUCUGGCAGGGUGUCUACGACGGUCGCGCCAACCCGACCACGGGUUGCUGUUGGCGCUGGCGCAUAA